Pecten maximus is the source of this 1813-nucleotide messenger RNA. RefSeq names its product protein tumorous imaginal discs, mitochondrial-like. The transcript is spliced from 7 exons. NCBI's taxonomy places the organism in Eukaryota, Metazoa, Mollusca, Bivalvia, Pectinida, Pectinidae. The record is from RefSeq and is a predicted model, not a curated record. Bases 132 to 863 code for a protein of 243 amino acids.
ACUUCCGGUAUACGCUGAGCAGCUCAAUGUUUCGUAAGGUAGACACCGUUACAUUGAGUGAUCAUGGGGUAGUCAAAUAUUUUCAAGGUUGAUUUGCGGUGAAGUGUUAUUGGAAGACGAGCAGUAAGAACAUGAGUUUAACAGCAGCUGUGUGUGGGUGUGUAACCAGGACAACAAUCAGAUGGCAUCAUCCCAAGAUUUAUAGCUGGCCAGCAGUGCUAAUAGUCAGGUAUUCCCAUUAUGAUGUUCUUGGUGUACCUUCAAAUGCCACACAGAAAGAUAUAAAAGCUGCCUUCAUAGAUAAAUCAAAAAAGUACCAUCCUGACAGAAACUCCGAUCCUAAUGCAAAGAAAAUGUUUGCCAAAUGUGCUGAAGCCUAUGAAAUUUUGGGGAAAGAAAAAUUGAGAUCCGAGUACGAUGCUACAUUAAGGGGAACAUCAAACCAUUCUUGGCAGUCGGCAGGAGCAGCCCCAGAUCCAUUCCAAUCUGCAACAGGCUUUAAUCCCAGACAGAAGAGUCGCCCUCGAGGUUCAUACUCUAAUAGGACUGGAUAUGAUAGUUUUGGCUGGAAUCCUUAUGCCUCAUAUGAGGACGUAUAUUUUAGGAAAGGACGUCAUAGAGAAAAACAGUAUUGGAAAAAAGACUAUGACAAAAAGUCAAAAAGCAUUGAUCCAAGAGAGGCUGAAAAGAGAGAGAAACGAAUGUGGCGUUAUAUUGGCAUAAUUUUAGGUGUAUUUGUGACGAUGCAAUUCCUUGUAGAAUCUUCCCGUGCUACUAAGAGAAUUAAGCGACACCGGGAAAUCGAAAAACGCAUUAAGGAAAGGGAAUUUCUAGCAAAAUUAAAGAAGUCAGAUGAAAAAUAGCCUGAAUACUUUGGCUGGAGACAUUUUAGUUGGCAGAUGUGUAAUGUGUAUUCCUUUGGCUUCUACACAAUUAUAAAACGUGGUGAUGAGAGUGUUUAAACAUAGGAACAUAUUUGACCAUAGAUUCUGUGCUCCUUCUUUUCAGACAAACUUUAGAUAUAAUGCUUCAUCUUCUUAUGCCUAUGUACCGUAUGUGUAGAAUCUGUAUUCUUAUGAAUACUUCAAAGUUAACAAUUUACAUGUAACACAUUCUCAGACACAUUACGGCAUCAAUGGAUUUGUGAACCUACAAUAUAUGCAACAUAAAAAAUUAACAAGAACUGCAUUUAAGGGCAGUUAGCUUGUGCCUUAGUUUAGGAAUGACAACCAGAAUUUAGAUACUUAUGCAUAUCAAAAUUGUUUUGUAUGGCUGCAUUGCCCAUCUGUUUAAAAUUUGCUCUAAACUUGUUUGGCUGCUCUCUCAGUUUUCUUAUUACUUUAAACUUUGGUUUUCAUAUGACUUGCUUUCCAGAGAAGCAUUAAUUUUGAGUUCAAAUAGUAGCCCCCUUCUUUUUUUCAGAAUUUCAAUUUUUUCUGGGUAUGUCCUCUUUCAGUAUUGAAUUAUUUAUUUUAUUCUUGUUUUUUUUUUUUUUUUUUUUAAAUAAUUCAUUUUGAUGAAUUUUGAUGUACUUUGCUACAAGAAUGUACUGGAUAAUCUUCCUUUGGCAAAGCACAUACAUAUAUUGUUCAUUGUAUAGCUUUCUUAACAAUACAAUAUGUUGGUUUUAAUUAAGUAAGGAUCAUCAAUUGACUUAAAGACUCUGUGUAUGAAAUGUAAAUUUAUUCCUGAUCAUUCUUGAUUUGCUAACUAAGUUUGAGGGGAAACAUGUUGUUAUAGAUGUAUAAAAAUUGUUAAUUUGUGAUAAAAGCAUCUUGAAGGAACUAUUUAUUAAAAAAUUGAAUUUAAGAAU